Messenger RNA from Pyricularia grisea, 1011 nucleotides. RefSeq lists its product as uncharacterized. Lineage: Eukaryota; Fungi; Ascomycota; Sordariomycetes; Magnaporthales; Pyriculariaceae. Gene Ontology annotation, cellular component: extracellular region. Gene Ontology annotation, molecular function: IgE binding. Bases 1 to 1011 code for a protein of 336 amino acids. The record is from RefSeq and is a predicted model, not a curated record. The transcript has a single exon.
AUGCAUUUCGCACCACUCCUUGUUUUGGCCGCCGUUGGCGCGUCCGCUCACCCUUCGGGCCAUGCCCACCUCCACCGUCGCGCUCACGAUAGGCGUAACCCUGAGCCCAAGCCUGAUCCCGCUGUUGGAGAUAUUGUUACUGCCACCAUGAUGGGCAAGGUUGUCACCUGGACCAACACCUAUGACGGCUCACCUUUCAUCAAGCACGACCAGCCAGCAGGCGCUCAGAGCGCCGCUGCGGAGCCGUCUGCCUCCCCGACAACAACCUCCAGCCCCCCAACGGCUGCCGCUACGUCGUCUUCGGCCCCCACCGCGACUCCGGCCAGCAGCUCGUCAAGCAGCUCUGGCUCUAGCUCUGGAUCCGGCUCUGGUAUUACCUCUUACACCUCGUUCUGCAACGGGCAGUCUUCCAAGUCCAAGCGUGCCACCGUCGCAAACAUUGCCUACGUUGGUAACACGGGCACCUCUUCAAAUUGGGGAUGCAACAUGAUGCUCGUUGCCGACGCCCAGACGGCCGACCAGUACAACUACACCAUGAAGAUUACCAACGACUCAAACGACAAGCAGAUCUGCACGUGCUUCAACAAGAUUGGCCCCGAUGGAAAGAUCGACGGCUUCUUCCACGAGGGCAUUACUUGGACCAUGCAAGGACGUGCCACCCAGUACGUCGCAUUCGACAGCAACUCGCAGGGAGGCUGUGUUUGCAACGCAGGUAACAGCCUGCGCAAGACCUCGAACGGCCAGUUUGCCGGCACCUGGAUCGAGAGCGACUUCGGUUCCUCGGUCAACAAUGGCUGGUCGGGCGCUGACAUCUCGUCAAUUGUCGCCGAUAACAACAAGAUGCAGGUUGACGGCGCCAAGGUUUGCUUCAACGGCAAAUGCUCGACCAUCUACCCCGGUGGCAAGGCCGACAACGCUUACACUGGCGGCCUGGAGGAUGCUGACGGCAUCGGCUUGAACAUUCCCCCUGGCAAGGUCCAGUUGGAAGUCCAGGUUGCCUUCAGCGGUUAA